Megalops cyprinoides (Indo-Pacific tarpon) is the source of this 5291-nucleotide messenger RNA. RefSeq names its product stromal antigen 2b (gene stag2b). The record is from RefSeq and is a predicted model, not a curated record. The transcript has 34 exons. Gene Ontology annotation, molecular function: chromatin binding. Gene Ontology annotation, cellular component: nucleus; chromatin; cohesin complex. Gene Ontology annotation, biological process: sister chromatid cohesion. NCBI's taxonomy places the organism in Eukaryota, Metazoa, Chordata, Actinopteri, Elopiformes, Megalopidae. The coding region runs from base 383 to 4225 and encodes 1280 amino acids.
ACAAUGGAAAUAUGUCUCCACUAGAUGUCAGGCCGUCCACAGAGCACGGGCUGCGUUCCUUCUGGUCGCCAGGUGGCGCCUCUGCAGCGCAAGUAUCCCUUCUCCUCAAUCAUCGAAACAACAAACCGAACAGAGCAAGCGGGGUAAAGAGAGUCCAAAACCGCCUCUGACCGCCACUUUCAAACUCAUCUGAGAAAUAGCCAAGAAAAAAUACAACAUCGAGCCCCGAAACCAUUUAAAAUCUGCCGAAGGUCGGGAGCGUGUCGGGGCUGAUAUCAACGACAGGGUCGUUCAUCUGAAACGCAUCUCAGAGUUGGCUGGUGUGGUUUAUGAAGAGUGGAAAUCAUUACUAAGUUGAGCUGGUCCAGAAGAUGUUAAAGAAAUGAUAGCAGCACCAGAAUUGCAAGCAGAGUUUCAUUUCCCUCAGGAAACCGACACACACUUCUCUUCUGACACGGACUUUGAUGAUCCCGAUGGCAGGAAUGCAAGUGUGGGAAAAGGAAAGACUGUUAAGAAGGGGAAGAAGGCCCCUGGAGAAAAGGGGAAGGGCGGUGGCACAGGGAAGGGCGGAGGCGUAGGCCGCAUUAACGGGCACCACCAGGAGAACGGCAUGGAGAACAUGAUGCUGUUCGAGGUGGUGAAGCUUGGCAAGAGCGCCAUGCAGACUGUUGUUGACGAUUGGAUUGAAUCCUACAAGCAUGACCGAGACACAGCACUUCUGGAUUUAAUCAACUUCUUCAUACAGUGCUCUGGCUGCAAAGGGGUUGUCAGCGGAGAAAUGUUCAGACACAUGCAAAACUCUGAAAUCAUUAGGAAGAUGACUGAGGAGUUUGAUGAGGACAGCGGGGACUACCCGCUGACCAUAGCCGGGCCGCAGUGGAAGAAGUUUAAAUCGAGCUUCUGCGAGUUCAUCGGGGUCCUGGUGCGGCAGUGCCAGUACAGCAUCAUCUACGACGAGUACAUGAUGGACACGGUCAUCUCGCUGCUCACCGGCCUCUCCGACUCCCAGGUCCGAGCCUUCCGGCACACCAGCACCCUGGCAGCGAUGAAGCUCAUGACGGCUCUGGUUAACGUGGCGCUGAACCUCAGCAUCAACAUGGACAACACGCAGCGGCAGUACGAGGCCGAGAGGAACAAAAUCAUCGGCAAGAGGGCCAACGACCGCCUGGAGCUGCUGCUGCAGAAACGCAAAGAGCUUCAAGAAAACCAGGAUGAAAUUGAAAACAUGAUGAAUGCAAUAUUCAAAGGUGUUUUCGUUCAUCGAUAUCGUGAUGCGAUAGCGGAAAUCCGAGCCAUUUGCAUCGAGGAGAUCGGGGUUUGGAUGAAGAUGUACAGUGAUGCGUUCCUCAACGACAGCUAUCUGAAGUACGUGGGGUGGACCAUGCACGACAAGCAAGGUGAGGUGAGACUAAAGUGUCUGACUGCGCUCCAAGGCCUGUACUACAACCGCGAGCUGAACACCAAGCUGGAGCUCUUCACCAGCCGCUUCAAGGACCGCAUUGUCUCCAUGACGCUGGAUAAGGAAUACGAUGUUGCAGUGCAAGCAAUAAAGCUCCUUACCCUGGUGUUACAUAGCAGCGAUGAAGUCCUCACGGCAGAAGACUGUGAGAGUGUUUAUCACCUUGUGUACUCUGCACACCGGCCAGUAGCUGUGGCAGCUGGAGAGUUCCUCUUUAAAAAACUCUUCAGCCAGCGCGACCCUGAGGAGGACAGCAUGCCUAAGAGGAGAGGCAGGCAGAGCCCCAAUGCCAACCUCAUCAAGACCACCGUUUUCUUCUUCCUGGAGAGCGAGCUCCACGAGCAUGCGGCCUAUCUGGUGGACAGCAUGUGGGAGUGCGCCACGGAGCUGCUGAAGGACUGGGAGUGCAUGAUCAGCCUGCUGCUGGACGAGCCCCUCCCCGGGGAGGAAGCCCUGACGGACCGCCAGGAGACAGCCCUGAUUGAGAUCAUGCUGUGCACCAUCCGCCAGGCUGCUGAGUGCCACCCUCCUGUGGGCAGAGGGACAGGCAAGAGGGUGUUGACCGCGAAGGAAAAAAAAACCCAGCUGGAUGACAGGACUAGAAUAACCGAGCUCUUCUCUGUGGCUUUGCCUCCUCUACUGGCUAAGUACUCAGUAGAUGCUGAGAAGGUGACCAAUCUGUUGCAGCUUCCACAGUUCUUUGACCUCGAGAUUUACACCACAGGGCGAUUAGAAAAGCACCUGGAAUCUUUGUUACGGCAGAUUAGGGAGAUUGUGGAGAAGCACACAGACACUGAUGUGCUGGAGGCCUGCUCCAAGACCUACCACGCCCUCUGCAACGAGGAGUUCACCAUCUUCAACAGGGUGGACAUUGCCCGCAGCCAGCUGCUGGAUGAGCUGGUGGACAAGUUCAACAGGCUGCUGGAGGACUUCCUGCAGGAGGGGGAGGAACCAGAUGAAGAUGAUGCGUACCAGGUCUUGUCCACACUCAAGAGAAUCACAGCUUUCCACAAUGCACACGACCUCUCCAAAUGGGACCUGUUCACCAGCAACUACAAGUUACUUAACACGGGCAUAGAGAACGGGGACAUGCCUGAGCAGAUCGUCAUCCACGCGCUGCAGUGCGCUCACUACGUCAUCCUGUGGCACCUGGCCAAGGUCUCGGAGGGCGUUUCCAAAAAGGAGGACAUGGUGACUCUGAGGAAGCAGAUGAGGGCUUUCUGUUUGAUGUGCCAGCGCUACCUAACAAAUGUGAACACGACUGUCAAAGAACAGGCCUUUACUAUCCUCUGCGAUUUGCUGAUGAUCUUCAGCCACCAGAUCGUCUCCGGGGGUCGCGACACCCUGGAGCCGCUCAUCUACACGCCAGACUCCUCUCUGCAGUCAGAGCUGCUCAGCUUCAUCCUGGACCACGUCUUCAUCGACCAGGAUGACGACAGCAACAGCACAGAUGGACAACAGGAUGAUGAAGCGGGCAAAAUCGAAGCUUUGCACAAGAGGCGAAACCUGCUUGCAGCAUACUGUAAACUGAUCAUUUACAAUGUGGUGGAGAUGAACACUGGGGCGGACAUAUUUAAGCAAUACAUGAGGUAUUAUAAUGACUACGGAGACAUCAUCAAGGAAACCAUGAGCAAAACAAGACAGAUCGAUAAGAUACAAUGUGCAAAAACCCUCAUUUUGAGUUUGCAGCAGCUAUUCAACGAGAUGCUGUCGGACCUCAGCCCUAAUUUCGACCGCUCAUCCUCAGCUUUCUGUGGCAUCAAGGAGCUGGCCCGCCGUUUCUCACUAACCUUUGGCUUGGAUCAGCUGAAAACUAGGGAAGCCAUUGCCAUGUUACACAAGGACGGCAUUGAGUUUGCUUUCAAGGAGCCCAGUCCUCACGGAGAAGGCCACCCUCCUGUCAAUCUGGCCUUCCUGGACAUCUUAAGCGAGUUCUCCUCCAAACUCAUGCGUCAGGACAAGAGGACUGUCCACAUCUAUCUGGAGAGGUUCAUGACCUUCCAGAUGGCCCUGCAGCGGGAAGACUGCUGGCUCCCGCUCAUCUCCUACCGGAACUCCCUGCAGGCAGGAGGGGACGAUGACACGAUGUCUGUCGUCAGCGGCAUCAGCAGCCGCGGCUCCACCAUCAGGAGCAAGAAGGCCAAGCCGGCCACCGGCAAGAGGAAACUGGCUGAAGCAGAGGAGAGCAGCAGUAGCAGCGACAGCAUGUGGCUGAACCGCGAGCAGACCAUGCAGACGCCGGUCAUGAUGCCCUCGCCCCACCUCACCUCCACCGCCAUGAGGGACACCAAGAGGAUACGCCCCGAGGACAGCUACAUGGGGGUGUACGCCCUUCCCCCAGAGCAGCAGCAGCAGCAGCAGCAACAGCAACAGCAGCAGCACCCCCAGCCACCCCAGCCACACCACCACCAGACACCCAUGGACUACAAUACCCAGGUCACUUGGAUGCUGGCCCAGAGGCAACAAGAGGAGGUCCGACAGCAGCAGGAGCGAGCGAUGAAUUACGCCAAACUGAGGAGCAACCUGCAGCACGCCAUUCGCCGUGGCACCGGACUCAUGGAGGAUGAUGAGGAGCCAAUCGUGGAAGAUGUGAUGAUGUCGUCCGAAGGCCGGAUCGAGGACUUGAAUGAAGGCAUGGACUUUGACACCAUGGAUAUUGAUCUGCCACCAUCAAAAAAUCGCCGGGAGCGAUCAGAGCUUAAGCCAGACUUCUUUGACCCUGCUUCAAUCAUGGAUGAGUCGGUCCUCGGAGUUUCCAUGUUCUAAGCUAAUGUGGGAAGGUGUAUGGAAAUAAGAUUUUUUUGUGUGUGUUGUUAAGCCUCUUGAUGCUGUGCAGGUGUGUUCUGUGUGGAGAAUAUUUCUCACACAUAGUCAUGGACUCAGAUGCACCCAGAGGCAGCAUUGCUUGCCCCACAAAGGGGAACUUGUUUAAAAUGAAAAAGAAAAAUAAGAAAAAUCUACUAAAACAUUUACAAUCAUUGGGUAAGCUUUAUCUGUUUACUUACACAGUGGCUGACCAGUUUCGAAAGCUAUAGAAUCUGAGGUUUUCUGCAGCCAUAUAUUGCAAUUUCUUUUAAAGGUGAGGGUAAAUGUCAUCUUUUGUCGAAGGCAUCAUUAACAAUGACCUCCUGGGAUCUUUCAGAAUUGUGGUAUUUUCUAAAAAUGAAACAAAAAAAAAUGGGGAUACACUUUUUUUGUAACUUAAAGAACUUUGUUUAAUGUAUAGCCCUUUUGUAAUAGUAAGUCAUUAGGUGUAAAUUAGUAAUUUAUAAACAGGUUAUUGCUCAUUAUAGUUAAGUAUUGAAAUAUUUUAUUCUUCUGAUCUAUCUGGUGUGUGAAAAAUGGAGGGAAGGCUCCAGUUUUUUUUUCUUUUGUGCUUUGUCCCCUUGUUACUUCCCCCUUCCCCCCACUGACUGUAUCGUGAAACUGAAAGGACCCAAGAGUGCGGUGACCGCUGGGCAGGCUGUGCAUUGAAUCACUGAAACAAGGAAUCCCCAGUAGCUCUGAAGAUUUCCACACAUCGCAGGAGACUCAUUAUGGCGGUACAUGGCAGUAGUCACAAAGCUUACCCAAAGAUUUGAACUGUUUGCCUGUCCUUUUGAGAGACUAAUUACAAAAGCCAGUGGAAACCUCUCCAGUAGUGCCACUGUAUUGUCUAAUUAAAGCAGAGCUUGGUAUAGUAUGUUUGCUGAAAAUAAUUUUCUCUAAACAGAUAUACAGCUUAUUAGAGUGUUGGAAUAGGUAUCUACCUUUUAAAUAAAGUUAUAUAUAAAUUGGUGCUGAUUUUAUAAUUGUGCAGUUAGUUUUUCUUACUUUCGAAUUCCAACCUAAA